Molecule: messenger RNA, 3469 nt
Organism: Mus musculus (house mouse)
Lineage: Eukaryota; Metazoa; Chordata; Mammalia; Rodentia; Muridae
Gene: Dvl1
Product: dishevelled segment polarity protein 1
Exons: 16
Coding region: 364-2130 (588 amino acids)
Biological process (GO): positive regulation of excitatory postsynaptic potential; neural tube development; positive regulation of neuron projection arborization
Cellular component (GO): axon; cytosol; plasma membrane
Molecular function (GO): identical protein binding; protein kinase binding; enzyme binding
Source: RefSeq, a predicted model, not a curated record
CAGUCCCGCCCCGCCCGCGCUGCGGGCGACUAGUGACGUCACCGGCCCCGAAGCGCCCUCCGGCGGCGGCGCGCUCCACCCCAGCAGGCGGUUCGUGAACAGCCCGAGGGGGCGGCGGGCCGCGGGAGCCCUCAGAGCCGCUUUCCCUGGCGCCCGCUCCGGGGCCGCGGCGGAUGGGCGGCCGCGGGCCGCGGGGCGACAGGCGGGGAACGGGUGCGAGCCGGGACCGGGAGGGGCGGCCGCGCCAAGGGGCCGCGGGGCGGCCGGGCGGGGCGCGGGCCGGCGGUUUGGGAGGGCGCCCCGCGUCCGAGAGGCGAGCCGGGCCCUGACGCCGCGCGGGUUCCGCGUCGCCCCUGCCGCGCCAUGGCGGAGACCAAAAUCAUCUACCACAUGGACGAGGAGGAGACGCCGUACCUGGUCAAGCUGCCCGUAGCUCCCGAGCGCGUCACGCUGGCCGACUUCAAGAACGUGCUCAGCAACCGGCCGGUGCACGCCUACAAAUUCUUCUUCAAGUCCAUGGACCAGGACUUCGGGGUGGUGAAGGAGGAGAUCUUCGAUGACAAUGCCAAGUUGCCCUGCUUCAAUGGCCGGGUGGUUUCCUGGCUGGUCCUGGCUGAGGGCGCUCACUCGGAUGCAGGGUCCCAGGGCACUGACAGCCACACGGACCUGCCCCCACCCCUUGAGAGGACAGGCGGCAUUGGGGACUCCAGGCCCCCCUCCUUCCAUCCAAAUGUUGCCAGUAGCCGGGACGGAAUGGACAAUGAGACAGGCACAGAGUCUAUGGUCAGUCACCGGCGGGAGCGAGCCCGACGUCGAAACCGCGAUGAGGCUGCCCGGACCAAUGGGCACCCGAGAGGGGAUCGGCGGCGGGACCUGGGACUACCUCCAGACAGUGCAUCCACUGUACUGAGCAGUGAGCUUGAAUCUAGCAGCUUUAUUGACUCAGAUGAGGAGGACAAUACGAGCCGGCUGAGCAGCUCCACAGAGCAGAGCACCUCCUCUCGGCUAGUUCGGAAGCACAAAUGCCGUCGUCGGAAGCAGCGCUUGAGGCAGACAGACCGGGCAUCCUCCUUCAGCAGCAUCACAGACUCCACCAUGUCCCUGAACAUCAUCACCGUCACUCUCAACAUGGAGAGGCACCACUUCCUGGGCAUCAGCAUCGUGGGCCAGAGCAACGACCGGGGUGAUGGCGGCAUCUACAUUGGAUCCAUCAUGAAGGGCGGGGCCGUGGCUGCUGAUGGCCGCAUUGAGCCGGGCGACAUGUUGCUGCAGGUGAACGAUGUCAACUUUGAGAACAUGAGCAAUGACGACGCUGUACGGGUGCUUCGGGAGAUCGUGUCCCAGACAGGGCCCAUCAGUCUCACAGUGGCCAAGUGCUGGGACCCAACCCCUCGGAGCUACUUCACCAUCCCAAGGGCUGACCCAGUGCGACCCAUCGACCCGGCUGCCUGGCUGUCCCACACAGCAGCACUGACGGGUGCCCUGCCCCGCUAUGGUACGAGUCCCUGCUCCAGCGCCAUCACACGCACCAGCUCUUCCUCACUAACCAGCUCAGUGCCUGGCGCCCCACGUUCACGCUGUGAGCCUGGGCUCAGGGAAGUGUGCUCUGCAGAGCUUGAGGAGGCACCGCUGACUGUGAAGAGUGACAUGAGUGCCAUUGUCCGCGUCAUGCAGUUGCCAGACUCAGGACUGGAGAUCCGGGACCGCAUGUGGCUUAAGAUCACCAUUGCCAAUGCUGUCAUUGGGGCGGAUGUGGUGGACUGGCUGUACACACACGUGGAGGGCUUCAAGGAGCGAAGGGAGGCAAGAAAGUAUGCCAGCAGUAUGCUGAAGCACGGUUUCCUGAGGCACACCGUGAACAAGAUCACCUUUUCUGAGCAGUGCUACUAUGUCUUUGGCGACCUGUGCAGUAACCUCGCAUCCCUGAACCUCAACAGUGGCUCCAGUGGAGCCUCAGAUCAGGACACACUGGCCCCACUGCCCCACCCAUCAGUACCCUGGCCCUUGGGUCAAGGCUACCCCUACCAGUACCCAGGACCCCCGCCCUGCUUCCCGCCUGCUUACCAGGACCCUGGCUUCAGCUGCGGCAGCGGCAGUGCUGGGAGCCAGCAGAGUGAAGCCUUAGACUGAAGGACUAGCAGAGUGGACUCUCGGGCCGGGAGCAAGAGCAGUGGGUCCACACGGAGCAGCCAUCGGACCCCAGGCCGAGAGGAGCGCCGGGCAACUGGAGCUGGGGGUAGUGGCAGUGAAUCAGACCACACAGUACCAAGUGGGUCUGGUAGCACCGGCUGGUGGGAGCGGCCUGUCAGCCAGCUUAGCCGUGGCAGUAGCCCUCGAAGUCAGGCUUCAGCUGUUGCCCCAGGGCUCCCCCCACUGCACCCCCUUACAAAGGCCUAUGCAGUAGUGGGUGGGCCACCUGGAGGGCCACCCGUCCGGGAGCUGGCUGCUGUCCCUCCAGAACUUACAGGUAGCCGCCAGUCCUUCCAAAAGGCCAUGGGAAACCCCUGUGAGUUCUUUGUGGACAUCAUGUGAUGAUCAACCAAUGUCUUCAGCGCUGCCUGUGGCUGAGUCUGUGCUCCUGCUGUGCCAGGAGCUCUGCGCUGGCCGUGGUGGUGGCCAGCCAGGAUAGAUCAGCUGUGGGCUCUGGGCCAGGGCAGAGGGAGCAGGCUACAGAGGAGGGCCUGAGGGCAGCCAUACCACCAGGAUAUUGGCUUGACAUUUUGUCUGCUCUUGGGGCUGCUGAUGGUGGUACAGCUCAAGUAUCUAUAGAGUCUUGUAAGGAGACAUCUCUGACUUUAAGUCCUCAGCACAAGUCUCAGGGACCACCUCCUGGUUCCCUUCUUUGGAAGUGACCUCCAUUUAGAACAAGAAAGGCUCUCUUGGGCUCUUGGUACCCCUUGCCCCAAAGCCUCACAGAACUGUGCACAGGGACACAGGCUGACUGUCGCUAAGUUCAUGGGCCUCACCUGUCAGGCCAAGGUGGGAUUUUUGAGGGGUUAGACAGAGCCUUCAAACCUCUCUGGCUGCCCAGGUGGGGUCUAACUUAUUUAUUUAUUGCUAGCCUGCCUGCUCUAAGGGUGGCAGCUAGUUACCCAAAGGGGCAGUUUGCAUGCCCCUUUCCCCACCUGCUACUUGGCACAUGACAACACAGUUUGUACUGAAGGUAUGUGAAGGGUAGCUAGUAGGAGAGACAGGAGAGAGACCUGGCACCUAGCCACUGUCUCAGUCUCAGUGGUGGGUGACAGUGAACACAAGAGCUGCAGAGCUGGGCCCUGUUCUGUUUCUGUUCUGGUGGCUGCCCAUCAUCAUGUGCCACUGCCAUCCCGGCACAGCGGCCCCACACAUCUACACUAGACACUGUGUCAAAGUCUGAGUGACUGGGUAGUUGACAUAGAGCUGCUUCUGUGUAAAUGCUGCUUCUGUGUAAAUGCUAUUUUAAACACUAAAAAAAGCGUUUAAUUUUAUGGGA